This is a messenger RNA of Alternaria arborescens, 282 nucleotides long. RefSeq lists its product as hypothetical. Bases 1 to 282 code for a protein of 93 amino acids. The transcript has a single exon. NCBI's taxonomy places the organism in Eukaryota, Fungi, Ascomycota, Dothideomycetes, Pleosporales, Pleosporaceae. The record is from RefSeq and is a predicted model, not a curated record.
AUGCCAAAGAACAUCAUGACUGCAGAGGAAAAGCUGAAGGUCAAGAUUGAGAAGGCAAAGGAGGAAUUGAGCGCUAAGGAGGAUCUAGCUGCGGCGCGACGUACAAAGAAGCAUGACAUGCGCGACGAGCGGGCCAAGAAGCAAAAGGUAGACUAUCAGCAGCGAGAGGCAAAACGACGAGAGCAAGCAAAGACUGACAUUGGUGCAGAGAUGGCAAGCGCCGGAGCUGCGAUGGCGACUUCUUGUGAGGGUGACUUCGACAUCGAUGUUUACGAUAACUAA